AAAAUCAGAGUUCAUAGUUGACAAUGUACAUUUCAGAUGGGUUAUCCCUCAGAAUGAAUAAACCCAUUGUGCUUUUGACCCAAAAGUGAAGCUGAAGGCUAUCAUACAAAAGUCUUGACAUUGAUGAUACUAUAUACUCUGGCCCUAGGAUUUAGGAAGGGCAGACUUUUUUGAGCUCCUGGUGGCUGGCAUGAACAGAAGCUGACCAGAGAGGUAAGAUGUUCUCUAUGAAGGAAUCUUACCCUGGCAUUCUCCAGAAAUCAGCAGGAGCCCACAUGAGUCAGGGAUUGCCCUGAGUAGAAGGUUAGUGUCUCCAAGCCAAUGGCAGAUUAUGAAGUCUAGUGUUUUAGGGUGGAGGCUGAAUCACACUUCCUGGGAGGCCCGUGGACUGUGUGGGAAGGUUUCUGACACUAUUUAUUAUGUUCUUAUUGGUAUUUAUCACUGUGGUCAACUAAGCAUGAUUGCCAACUUGAGUAUUUUUCUCCUCUGUGCAUUUUCUAUAAUUAUUUCCCCUUUAUUCUUUCUGUAUAUUCAAAACAACACUUUGAAGAUGUCAAUCUGUCUAAUUUUGCUAAGGAAAAGCUACAUGAGAGGCUGUAUUGGGUAUUGUGGUAUUGGGCCCAGUUGGAGCAGCCAAACGUGGUAUCAACAUAGAUAGAAACAGUCACAAAAAUAAAAUGGGACAAGGGUAUUGAAUUGAGCUCUUGAUGUUCCUCCCCUCCUGGCUUCUCAGGGCCGUUCUCUUUUCAGGAUUCACAUUUAGAUAUCUGCUCAUUCAAUAAGUCUUCAUUGAGAGUCUCCCAUGUUCCAGGCUAGAUGCAAGGGUAUAACAGUAAAGCAAACAGAAAGGGCCUGUUUUAAUGGAGCUUUUGAUAUAGUGGCAAAUAGAGAACAGUGACCAGGACUUUUCUCUGGAGGGAACUGGAAGCAAUAAGUCCAGGAGGACAUUCCUGAGAAAGUAAUGUUUCCCCUGGAAACACACAGUGUGAGUUGACUUAACGAGGGACAGCUUCUCAAACUAAUCUGCCCUCUAACUGAAAUUCAGAACUGAGGCCAGUUGUACUUUUCCACUAUAGCCCCAUUUUGUUUUCUUUCUUUUCAACACCAAGUCAAAUGUUAUUUGAGUAGCAUGGUAGAAUUCAGAUCAUCUAUUGACCAACUCACAUGAGUGGCCCACCCAAGCUCACACCACAGAGCCAGGAUCUCAUUGGAUAAACUUGACUAUCCCAAGGCUUUGGAUUGCCAUAAACAUGUCUCAUUUUUAUUUUAUUCAGUACAUAAAAAUUUUUAAUUUUUUCAAAGAAAUCAGUAUGAAAGAAUGAAUGACUCCAAACACAAUGUUUUGGAAAUGCUCACUGCAAUUUGGGCAAGUGCCAUAGCCUCAGGACACUUGAGACCAGAGCACCUCUCUGGUGAUUAGAACCUGAGACCACAUGAUUUGCAUUAAAGAGCACAUGGAUGGAGGCAUCCUGAGAUACUUGCUAGACAAACAUCAUCAUAAUUCAGUUUUUAUACCAAUCUGAAUUAAUCAAAUAUUUGGAACACCUUUCCCUUCAGAAGAAUGUGGAUGUGAGCUCUUAUAAUAACUAUAAUAUGAUGACGAUGAUGAUGAUGAUGACAAUAAUGGGAGUAUAAUAUACUGAGUACUUACUACCAUGUGCCAGGCAUGGCUCCAAGAGCUUCACAUGGAUUAAUUCAUGUAACACUCAUAACAACCCUAUGCAGUUGCAUUAAUAUUCUCUUGAAGGAAGUUCUGCUUGGAGAGAUUAAGAAAUCUGCCCAUGGCUGAACACAGUAAGAACAGCCCUCACAUAGUAGACCAUGGUUUGGACUGAGACCCAGGAAGAUAGUGUACAUCGAAUGCUGGUUUUCAAAUGAGGAAUUUAUAACUCACAGAGGCUAAGUGGCUUUGCUGAGACUAUAGAGCUAUCUUAAAGCCCUAUAUAUUUUCCCUGAAACCAGUAAUAAUGAUGGUUUUACUUAUUGCUUAUUGAUAAUUUCUUAUAUGCAUAGCAUGUUGCCUUAAAAUUUUCUCACAGGUGCUCAACUUUUAGAAUAAUCUGGGAAUUAAAAACUAAAUGUCUUUAACCCACUAAUUCAAUCAGGAUUUCAAGGUAUAGGAUAAUUUUUCCGUUUCCCUGGGAUGGAAACACAAAAUGAGUGUGAGAAUUCCUUCCUAGAUUCUUGUAGGCAAGAAAACUGAGAGUCUGGGGAAGGAGUGGAAAUAGUAGAAAGAUAACCAAUGAUUCCCAGGGUUUAAGGUUGGUGGGGAGGGUUGAACAGGUAGAGUGCAGACAGGUUUUAGGGCAGUGAGCAGAUUUUGUACGGUCCUAUCAAGCUAGAUACAUGACAGCAUACAUUUGUCUGAACCUAUAGAAUGUACAAUGUUGAAAAUGAACUCUGACAUAAACUAUAGGCUACUAGUGAUAACAGUGUGUCCACAGAGUGACACCAUUGUACCAUUGUGGUAGAGGAUAUUGACAACAGGCAGGCUGUGUGUAUGGGAGUAUGGAUAAGAGCUAGAGGGAAAACCUUUGUCCUUUCCUCUUAAUUUUGUGGUACACCUAGAACACUUUUUUUUAAAAAAAAGUCUUUAAAAAUGUAAAAAGGAGAGACUUGAAAAGUCAAACAUCACAGGAAAAAAAGGCAAAAUCAUGAAAAAAUGUGAUCAAUCAUUACCAGAGAGGUUGAAAAGACACGCUCCAAUUGCUUUAAAAAUUCACAGAACCCAGGUCUCCUCAAAAUAGUUUUGCAAAGUACAUGGAGAAUUCCAGGCAGUAAUGUGAAACAUAAGUCCCACUGAUGCCACUGAACAUGCUUCAGCUGGCUAAACCAAAGGAGCUUGACAUGAGCUCAAGGCUCUGCACAGCUCAACAGGAGAGCGAGCGCAGUGGAGAUGGAGACGCGGUGGCUAAGCUGGCCCAGAUGUGUACAUGUUCUGCUCCAUUAAAAUAAUUUGGAUGAGAGGCAAAGUACAUUUGGCACACAAAGAGGAAGUCAAGGGAGGGGUGGGACAGGACACUCAUCCUCAUUGCAGGCCUCCCUCCUCCUCAUGCUUACCUCCCCUCCAUUUUUCCUUGAUACAGUUUCUGGAGCCAAGUCUCUACAAUGAAAAUAUGACCAUCGACCUUCCAGCCUCCCUAGAACCAAACCAUUUUGCCAUAAGUGUCAAUUUUUGAACUCUGUCUGGGAGUUAACAACACUCUUGGGUGACUUGGUGUGAAACUGACCAAGUAUGCACAGUGCUUAGUGUGCAAGGCUUAUGGGAAGCUGCAGAGAACAGGAAGAUAACCCAGUGAUCAUCUCUGAAACAGGUCACAUGAGGAAAGGUGGGUGAAGGAAGUGAUAAUGUCUGGGCAGAAGAAAGAUAAGAUCCUAAGCUUUCUACAUCUGAAGAGCUAGGAUGGGAUUCUCCAUGAAAUUAGUAUGGCAGCUACAAUAUAAAAGACUGUGUCUCAGUGCAGGAAGACUUUAACAUCUAGGUGUGUCCUAAAGUUAAGAUGUGGUGGCAAACUUCCUAACACUGAAUCUGAAUGACUUUUUGGUAGGGCUGUUGAGGAGGGGAUUCAACCAUGAUUUGGUUGAACUCAAUGUUUUACAUUGCCUCUUUCAGUUUAGAGUCUGUUUUUUAGAAUAUAUUUAUUUUUAUUUUAUGUGUAUAUGUGUUGUGUCUGCAUGUAUGUCUGUUAAUAAGCAAGCAGUGCCCAGGGAGGGUACUCAGCCCAAUGUGCUGUCAUUCCUUCCCCAGAACUCAUUCUGUGGACCUACAUGCAAACAUAUUGGAGAGUGUGUUAAUCCUGUUGAUACCCACUUUUCAUUGUCUGAUUUUGUUCUUUUCUUGAGGUACUUGGGAAAUGGGACUGCUACAUUAUAACACUUCAUACCAUCUUGAGUAGGUGAUGUGUUUGAACCUGGGGCUGCCUUGAUGAAGGCAUCAGAUGUCCUGGAGCAAGAGUUAUAGAUAGUUGUGAGCCACCAUGUGGCUGUUAGGGAUCGAACCCAGGUCUUCUGGGUUCAAGGAAAAGAUUUUCUGAGUUUUUAUGGGGGAGUUGUGGCAGGAGAGUAAGGGUACAGUGCAGAGUAGGUUCUCCUUGUGUCUGUGUCAAUAGACUGGAUGUGUGAGUUAUUAGACAUGGGGACUGGCUGACUUUCUGUUGCUAUCCACAGUGUCUCAGCCCACUGUGAUUGCCAUUCCUUCUCCAGAACCCAUUCAGUGGACCUACAGAAGUGUUGAAGAGUGCAUCUACCCUGUUGGUGUUCAUUCUUCAUUCUAUGAUUUCUUUCCUUUUGGAGUUCUUGGGAACUGGAACUGCUGCUUUAUAAUGCUUUACACCGACGUUGUAGGUUAGGUGAGGGUGCUGCGAUUUAACUUAUUCAUCUAUGUGUCUGUCUUCAGUGUGGGAUCAGAGUUUCCCAGUAGGAUUAACGAGAGUGGGAAAGAGAGUUGGAUUGAGUUCCAACUCUGAAAAGAACAAACAGGUUUUCAAGAAAAACUUUUACGAGGCUCAAUCGUGCUAUCGUGUUGUCUUUAAUAUGUUUUUACCCUAAGAGUCUAAUUUCCAGGCUUGUGCCAUGUGUCUGGGCUGCUGAAAUUACUAGCUUUGAUUUGCCUUCAAAGAGCUCUCAUUCUAGUUCUUAUUCUAGCUCUCAUUCAGGAGGGAUAGACGGGAAAUUUUGGGGGAGAGGAGCCUGUCACCCCAGAAUGUAGUUGAAGUUUUCCUGUGUCCACCCGGCUCCGGCAUCCUUGCAUUUCUCAGACCCAAAUAAACAUACGCAGGCUAAUAUUAUUUAAAACUGCUUGGCCAUUAGCUUAGGCCUACCACUAACUAGCUUUUAUACUUAAACUCAGCCCAUUUCUGUUAAUAUAGAUGUUACCACGUAUUCCGUGGUUUUACCUGUGUGCUUAUCACAUGCUGCUCCCUGGACGGCAGGCUGGCGUCUCCUCACUCAGUCUUCCUCUUCCCACAAUUCUCUUCUCUGUUUGUCCUGCCUAUACUUCCUGCCUGGAUACUGGCCAAUCAGCAUUUUAUUUUUACAGAGUGAUAUCCACAGCACCAGAAUCUAGUUGAAACCCUUUGCCAGCAGAGAAAUAAAAAGUGUAGCACAAUUAAUUAUUGGCUAAGGCCUUUCUCCCUUUGUAGGUAUAAGCAAUGUAAUUUCUAAGACUCUUCACCAGAUACUCUGUAGACAGAGAAAGGACAUGUACUAAACUCCUCGUGCAACCCUGGUGGCUUCUGGUUUUACCUUAUCAGUUUAUAAUUCCAUCCAAGGCAUCUGCAGGGCCUUUUUAUAAUUUCAUUUAUCAUGAUAGAGAAAAGAAGAAACUGUUUCCUAGCAACCUUUUUAGAUAUAACUCAAGAGUUAACAAAAAUGGUAGAUAUGGCUAAUGCUAAAACAAUUGAGACUCCUUGAGGAAGCUCCCACCUACACUUGGUAUGUGUUACCUUUUGUGAUUGUCUUGCAAAGAAGCCCACACCCAAGCUCUUGGGUGAGUCUUACUUUCUGUCCUUGAGUACCUCUCUUUCUCCUAACCCUUACACUUAAGCCUACAUUAAAAUAUCUUUAAUAAAAUAUCCAGCUCUGCUUCAUAAAAGAGUCCUAAAAUUCUUUUCCGCAUGGAAGCCACAAAUCCAGGCUCGAGAUCCCUAAAGCAUUAAAGGAACUCCUCUGUUGGUAAGGGGGAGGGUGUGGAGCUGUGUCACUGUCCUCGCCUCUCUGACACGGUGGGGGAAUAAAAAUUAGUGGAAUAAAAAUAGAAAGAGGCUAGUCCGUGCUUGAAAAGUAUGGAUGAUUAGGGAAGGAGAAGACAUUUGAAUUGGUUUUCGGGGAUAGCUGAUGUUGCCAUGCAUUCAGUGGCGAAACACUUCCCAGGAUGAGGGUCAGCAGCAAGCACAAGGCUGGGGUCAUGCUAUGUUGGGAAAUGUCAACUAGUUUCUGUGUGCUCUGUAAUGAACUGUGUCCAGGAAAGUGGUGAGUGAUGACACUGCCAACAUAUUUUGGGGCAACCCUCACCCAGAUACAGAGACUUGCCAGAGUGCUACCUGAAGUGAUUUUUGAAAACAUGGUCUGGAGUUUCAUGGACUGUAAUUAAAUAUGGCCAAUUUUGCAUGCUCCAUCUUGUGAGUUAUCAGAAAUCUUGAUACAUAUUACUUUCCCCUGACCACCUUAGGAAUGUAUUUCUAAAAUAACCCAUUUAAGGUCAGUCAGAAUAAAUCAUAAUCAGGAGGGCGUAUUUUCUGGAACAACUCAAGAGUGUAAGACAGGAUGAAAAUAUGCAUCAAGAUGACUUGAAGUCAUGUCCAGUUGACUAAAUAUUACCAAUGGGUGGCCUAAGGGAAUUUUAGCUGACCUGCACUGCUUGCAUUUGGGAGCCACAUGGAGUUCAAUUGCAUAAAGAACUCCUCAAAUCACAAUGAAGUGAAUUUGGGAAUUUUGCUUUAUCUCCAUUAUGAGUGUAGCUGAUUUCAAGUGUGAGCACAAUGCUUUAAGUUUAAAAUGGUUAAAAUGCUUUUAUUAUAAAGUAAUGCCUUAUUGUGGGGAAUAGCAACAAGGGUGGGUAUAUGGGUGUGGAAUAUGAGCAUAGAAGAGUAUAAGAGAAAACAAAAUCUCCCGCCUAAGCAAGAAACUGAGUCACAAUGGUACACUUGUUUUGUUGUUACAGGUUAAGCUCAUUAAAAUCAGUUUUUAAAAAACAUAACAUUUCAUCAGAUCUACCAUUUCCCUUAUGCAUGCCUCUAUGAGAAUACUUUUCUCACUCUUACCUCAUUAUUAAACUUUCUUAAUGCUUUCAGACCAAAAUGUUAAGGUUACAAGCAGUGGAAAGGUGUGUAAUUCAGACAGUAAUUUAAUAUUGACAUAGGAUCCAACUGAGAUUCAAGUUCUGAUAUAUCAAUAAAUACUACAAGGUCCUAGGUAUAUACCAUCCUUUCUCUAGACCACCAAGUCUACAAUAUAACACAGAGGAUGUACCCAAUAAAUAUUGGUUGUUUGAAUAAAUGAAUGAAUGGGUGUAUGUGCAAUUUUAUUUAUUCUUCCCCCAAAAGUCAGAGUCUCUCUCUGACAAAUGCCCUAUUUGGGCUAGACAACUGGGAUGUAAAUAACUCGAUUUUAUGCUAUGUAUACCCCCUGGGAAGCUGCACGUGCAGAGAGCCCGGUGGUCAACCUUCUUUCACUGGUAGAUGUGACUUCUCUGUGGGAACCAACUUUUCCAGGUUCUCUUGUCUGCUUGUGAUAUUAGAGACAGAGAAGGGACUGCUGUUCUGCCUAGUUCUGCUCCUGAACUCUCGAAAGUCCUCCAGAAAAUCCAGCCUCUGCCCUAGCUCCGCAGAAGCCCCCGUCCCUGCUUCACACCAGAGGCAGCAUGCAGUAGAAGCGAUUCCUCAAUGGAGAAACACCAGAGGAAAGAAGGGUGCCACUGCUCCCUUAGGAUGAGACAAACCCUCUGCCACCACAGCAGAGCAGCUGGUCCAACUGGAAACCUCAGAUAAGUCCAGUUCUGGCCAAAACUGGUUUGGCAGCUCUGGAGAAAUGUUUCUGGCUGACUGACCCUCACAGCAGGUGCUGGUAGUUUUGCAAAAAGAAAGAGAAAAGGGAGGAAAGAGGGUGGGGGUAGACUAAAGGAACUAAAGAGGGUGGCUAAAUUCAAAACUCAACUUCGCCACACUUGCAAGUUAACACUUGGGAAUUCACAUAAAAUUACUACCAGCCCACCAGCCUCAGUCCUUCCCUCACCCUCGCGUCCUUUGCAAAAAUAGUUUUGUUGCAAUGCAGUUUGUUCUGCAGCGCGAUUGUUGAAACUACUGAAUUCGGCCGAAAGCGACUUUUAGCGGUGUUUCCCCCACCCUGCAAUGCUACUGUUACUAUUAAGGCGAUUGAAUCUCCGCUCUUUCCCCUCCUUACUGCAAUCGCACUCCGGCUGUGAUUGCUCGGGUCUGACUUCGCAAGUGGCGGUGCGCUUCCAAACCCCCUCAUCCGCCCCUCGCCCGGCUCUCCCCACUCCCUCCUUUUCCGCGCCCAGGCGAGAGCAGCCGAUUGGCAGAGCGGGGCUUUCAGGAACAAUAACAGUGGGGGGAGUCGGGGCCCCGGGGAGCCUCCCCGCCCCCGGCCCGGCUGCGGCUCACGCCCCCCGCGGGGUCCCCACCUCCGCGCCGCCCCGCGGGCUGACCGGCUCCCGGGCCCGCCCCCGGCGCCCACCAUGUACGCCUUUGUGCGGUUCCUGGAGGACAACGUCUGCUACGCGCUGCCCGUGUCGUGCGUGCGCGACUUCAGCCCCCGCUCGCGACUGGAUUUUGACAACCAGAAGGUGUACGCAGUGUACCGGGGCCCGGAGGAGCUGGGCGCCGAGCCCGAGAGCCCCCCGCGUGCUCCCCGGGACUGGGGCACGCUGUUGCUCCACAAGGCCCAGAUCCUGGCUCUGGCAGAAGACAAAUCUGAUCUUGAGAACAGUGUGAUGCAGAAGAAAAUAAAAAUCCCCAAACUUUCUCUCAGUCACCUAGAAGACGAUGGGGAGGUUAAAGACUACGGGGAGGAAGACUUACAGCUCAGACACAUCAAGAGACCGGAGGGGCGAAAGCCUAGUGAAGCGGCCCACAAGAGUAUCGAGGCAGUGGUGGCCCGGCUAGAGAAACAGAACGGCCUGAGCCUGGGUCACAGCACUUGUCCGGAAGAGGUCUUUGUGGAGGCCUCACCGGGCACAGAGGACAUGGACAGCCUGGAGGAUGCUGUUGUGCCCCGGGCUCUGUAUGAGGAGCUGCUGCGAAACUACCAGCAGCAACAGGAGGAGAUGCGCCACCUCCAGCAGGAGCUGGAGCGGACUCGGAGGCAGCUGGUCCAGCAGGCCAAGAAGCUCAAGGAGUACGGGGCACUGGUGUCUGAAAUGAAGGAGCUCCGAGACCUCAACAGGAGACUCCAAGAUGUGCUGCUCCUGCGACUUGGCAGCGGUCCCGCCAUUGACUUGGAAAAAGUAAAGUCAGAAUGUCUCGAGCCCGAGCCGGAGUUACGGAGCACUUUCAGUGAGGAAGCAAAUACGUCGUCCUAUUACCCCGCUCCUGCACCUGUCAUGGACAAGUAUAUCCUAGACAAUGGCAAGGUUCAUCUGGGAAGUGGGAUUUGGGUUGAUGAGGAGAAAUGGCACCAGCUACAAGUAACUCAAGGAGACUCUAAGUACACGAAGAACUUGGCAGUCAUGAUCUGGGGAACAGAUGUUCUGAAAAACAGAAGUGUCACGGGAGUCGCCACAAAAAAAAAGAAGGAUGCAAUCCCGAAGCCACCCCUCUCUCCUCACAAGCUCAGCAUCGUCAGAGAAAAUCUCCGAGAAGGAACAGAAAAGAAGGUGAUAUUCAUCACAGGACGGGUCCACCCAGGGGAAACGCCAUCUUCUUUUGUGUGCCAAGGGAUCAUUGACUUCCUUGUAAGUCAGCAUCCAAUUGCCCGUGUCCUGCGAGAACACUUGGUCUUCAAGAUUGCACCAAUGCUCAACCCUGAUGGAGUCUACCUAGGCAACUACAGGUGCUCUCUGAUGGGCUUUGACCUGAAUCGUCACUGGCUGGAUCCCUCUCCAUGGGCCCAUCCCACCCUGCAUGGAGUGAAGCAACUCAUCAUCAAGAUGUACAAUGACCCAAAAACAAGCCUGGAGUUCUAUAUUGACAUCCACGCCCACUCCACCAUGAUGAAUGGCUUCAUGUAUGGCAAUAUCUUUGAGGAUGAGGAACGGUUCCAAAGGCAAUCCAUUUUUCCAAAGCUCCUUUGCCAGAAUGCGGAGGACUUCUCCUAUACUAGCACAUCCUUCAACCGGGAUGCUGUGAAAGCAGGAACUGGCCGUCGCUUCCUUGGUGGACUCCUGGAUCACACUUCAUACUGCUAUACCCUGGAGGUUUCCUUCUACAGUUACAUCAUUGGGGGUACUACAGCUGCUGUGCCCUACACUGAAGAAGCCUAUAUGAAACUGGGGAGGAAUGUGGCGAGAACAUUUCUAGACUAUUACCGGCUGAAUUCCUUGGUUGAAAGGAUGACAGUGCCCAUGCCAAGGCUUCGGAAAGAAACCCCCACUCCUUACAAGCACCCAUCCCUGCGGGGCUCAGCCAGCAAUGUCCCCAACAGCAAAGGGGACAAGAAGAGCUCACUGAACCACAAAGACUCUUCAACCCCCUUUUAAAGACAUGGCACCUGGAGGCAUUGUGGGGGCAGGAACACGAAUUUCCUGUUGGGGCACGAAAUUAAGUGCCAUUCCCUGGUUUCCAAGACAGGGGUUUUCAGCAUUGUGCACAUGCUAGUGAAAGGGAGGAGGGGAAAGAGAGACAUUUUAUCAUUGAUUUCUUUUCCUUUUACCAAUGGGAAAUCAAUUGUGAGCCUUCAACUCGGAGGCUGAGUGGAGUAGGAGAGUGGAGCCAGGCAAGCAUAGGAAAACGUACACACCUCUCUCAAGAGGUCCCACAGGUCUCAGGUCUCUGUAAGCCCUUCUUCACCUUUUAAAGUUGUAUGGUCACUGCACAGGUGACUUUACUUAAAACAGGUUGCAAAUGUCUCUAGCUUAGGAAUGCCGUCUCCAUAUUUUCUAAUCCAAAGCAACAGCAACACACAUACAAGCCAAAGGCAAACAGGCUGUUGUGAACAAUGGGGUAGAAUUUUUGAAAUCAGAGUGGUCUUAGAAACAUGGUCACUGUAUCUAUAAGCCUCAUGCUCUCUCACUCCCUCAAGCCCCAGCAUGCAACUUCAGAAAGCUGUUCUGAAAGCCAUCUUUCAACUUCCUGGGUAGUUUAAUCGAAACUCUAGCUCCCCAGACAAAAAAACAUUGCUCAUUCAUUCCGAAGAACUACUGUGGAUAAGGUCUGCAGUCCCUGGUGACAAGAAUCAAGGGAGGUGAGUGCUGAUAAUCUGCACUGAGGACAGGGUGACUACCAGGUAAGGGGGCUGCAAGAGACAAAGGACUGCACCUUAGGCAGGUAGGAGUGAUAAAGAAAACGACAGCAGAAGCAAUUCCUGAGGCGAAGCAAGCCAAAUACUGUGCAUUUUCCUGACGCUUAAAGGGCCUUUGUGUGAUGAAUGGGUCCAGGGGAGUCUACUCCCUUCCUGUCUGUGGAAGCAGCAGGCUGAGUCACCAUGACAGCCUGCUAAUUAAAAUGACCUCCCGGAAAUGAGGAUUAGGAGAUAGGGAGAGGGAGGGAGGCUCCAGGGAGACGGGGCCUUCAGCACACAAUUCCAGUUAAACAUUCUUUGCAUUUGCGACGGCGAUUUUCAAAGUUUAUUGCAAAAAAUCGAGAGCAAAGCUUGUUUUCUCUUUUACAUGUUGGCUUUCAGAAAUGGUAACAAAGAGCCAUAUGUUAGUUUGCUAUGAAUGUUCCAUUGUAUAUAUAGCAACCUUCCUGGGUUUUUAUUGUCCAAAUAAAGUGGUUUGUGCAGCA
Peromyscus californicus insignis is the source of this 11399-nucleotide messenger RNA. Its product is annotated as BEN domain-containing protein 5. The coding region runs from base 8195 to 10153 and encodes 652 amino acids. Gene Ontology annotation, biological process: negative regulation of DNA-templated transcription; proteolysis. Gene Ontology annotation, molecular function: DNA binding; zinc ion binding; metallocarboxypeptidase activity. NCBI's taxonomy places the organism in Eukaryota, Metazoa, Chordata, Mammalia, Rodentia, Cricetidae. The record is from RefSeq and is a predicted model, not a curated record. The transcript is spliced from 12 exons.